UAAUAACAUCAUUAAUAUUUUUCCAUAAAACAAAGAAAAUUUUUUUUUUUAAUUAGCUCAGUUACAGAUCACACAACAGAAUGAUGUUCAAAGUAAAUGAAAAAGGAAUAAAAAUGCUUCAUACGAUACUUAUUGGUUGCUUAACUUUAACACAAGUGUUGGGACAACUUUCUGAGCCCAUGAAUGAUGAUAAACAAAUAUUUGACAGAGAUAUUUUUAAAAAUGCUUUUCAGUCAAUAGUUGAAAUAAAUGAUGAAAAUGGAAAAUUUUCAAUACUAGAAUAUGAAUAUAAUGACCCUGAUAAUAAACGGGAUGCAAUAAUACAAUUUGCGGAUAAAAACACUUCAAGGAUUAUCCAAUACAAAGAUUUCAAACAAGUCCUAUUUAUAUCUGAUGGUAAACGUCAAUGCAAAGUAUCUGGUAUUUCACCAAUAAACGGUACCUACCCCUUUGGAGAAAUAAAUUUGUCAAACAAGAAGUUUAUUUACCGCUCAUCAAGUGUUAUGAAAUUACUAGCCAAUUCACGAAUGUUCUCCAGUGGAAAAAAUAUCAUAAGGGGAAUACCUGUAAAAACUUUUGUUGCAAAUAUUGAGUGGCAAUCCACAAAAUUUAAACUGACUAUGAAUUUUGCUGCAAAUGAAUGGAUAAAUAUUGGAGGUGUUGCUGGAAGUCCCAUUCGUUUUACCUUGGAACAAACAGGUGUAAAACAAGGCCUGAACCAUACCUAUGAAUAUCAUUCUUUUUUUAAAAGUAUUCAAGACAAUUCAGAGACUGUUUUUGAGUCACCAAAAGGAAUUGUAUGCCCAGGUAGAAAGAGUAACAUGAGCCUUCCAGAUCUACCACCAACAUUUUCAGCAAGCAUUGAGCUUACAUCUGACUCUCAAGUAAAAAUUAUUGAUGUGUCCUAUAGUAAACCAGAUCAAUUAUUGAGAAUUGACUAUCAGCCUGGAGGCAAUGAGGAUAGCCCUCAUCCAGAGUUUGUGAACACAAUAUCAGAAAUAUAUGAUUAUAAUGCAGGCAUUCGAUACUUGAGAAAUCAUGUGCUUGGAAAUUGUUCAACAUCAAAAAUUAAAAACUCAUCACUUGCAGAUGAAAAACAGAUGUUAGGAGAGGCACCAUAUGAAGGAUACCUUAUUAGGAGCAUAAUGCAAAGUUUCAUCCAAAAAAAAGACUUUGAAUAUGUUGGAUUGAGAACAAUUCGGAAUAUCGAUUGUUUUGUGUUUGCUGCUCAUAAAAAACAGUUUAUGCUUGAAGAUGGCUCACCAGAAUCUGCAACUUGUGAAAUUUAUUUAUCAUCUAAUGACUGGACAGUUUUACCUGAUAAAAGUGGACAAGCAACUGUAAAUUAUCCUGUAAUGGUUAAUUUAGACACGGCUGACAUAUCAUAUCAACUUAGCUUCAUUGAUUUUUCGGGUCAGCAAAAAGAGACUGACGUAUCAUCUUGUUAUGAAGCAAGUAAAAAGAUGCAUAUUUCAAUACUUUUGAGUGGUAACUACAUCAAAUCUACAAAAGAGGUAAUUGAAACACUAGGGAAAGCAAUGAUUCGGAAACUUUUGAGCAUUGAUGCUCUUCAAAUACAAAAUGUUCAAUUGUCUUACGAUGCUAACUUAAUGUAUUUAUAUGCAAGUAUCCUGGACAAUACACCUGAAGGAACUAAAAGUCAAGGUUCUACUCUUCGAACGGCAUUUCAAACAUUAAGUAGUGCAAUUGCUCAGAGGGAGUUCAUCUUUACUGUUAGUGUUGGAAAUAUUAAAGCAGAAUACAUAGGUCUACAUGUUAGACUGGAUGCAGGAAAACUCUAUAAGGCAAAACUUCCAAAUUUUGAUGAUAAUUUUCGGUACCAAUCAGAAAUUGUAACACCCAGUAAGAACAAUAUUGAACUAGUAAAAAUAUUUUACGAUAGAUCGAAAAAUUUAUCAAGGUUCGAUGUAAACCAAAAUCACUGUGCAAAUUUAUGCAGUGGACCAUCAGAUGUUAUACAAGAUUUUACAAGAGGUGUUUCCUAUGUGAUAGACAAAUUUAAUGGAUCCUGCCAAAUUCAACCUCUUUUCCAAGCUUUUGAUGUGUCACAAAGCAGAAUGGAAAGUGGUGCACAGUUGUUCUAUUUUGACAAAACAUAUAAGUAUGUUGGCCAACAACAUGUUCGUGGUAUGUUGACAAAUAUCUUUGAAUCCUAUGUGGCUUCAUUUCAAAAUAACCUCUUUCGCUUCUACUUUCUGGAUGAAGGUUGGAGUGGUAGUCCAUUCUCUGUACCAGUGAAAUUGGAAAUUGUGUCAGAUGGCAGUAACUUCUAUAGAACUGAUAACUAUUUCGAAUUUCUUGAUGAUAUUUUGAUGUCGGCAUUUGAUAUUUCUUCAUGCUACAGAGAAAACAACAAAAUAACUGAUUUACAAAUAACAUUUAAAGGAGCAUACAAACUAAGAUCAGUAAAUUUUAUUAUAGCAGCAGUAAAUAAGAUAAUUGAUUUUACACAUCUACCUCUCAUAAAUAUUCAAAAUCCUGAGCUUUCUUAUGAUGAGGACAAAACAUAUUUCAGAUUCUCUUUAAUUGAUCCAAGUCCACAGCCUAUUGAAUUAUUCACUGUUAAAUCAAAUCUUAAGCCUAAUCCAAAUCUUAAGGCAAAGACACAAUUAAAAAUACAGACUCCAAAUGAAUGUGCAUCUUCAUGUAUUAAAAACAACUGUAAGGCAUUUACAUAUUGUAAAGGAAGGAAAGUGUGCCAGUUAUUCACUGAAUCACCUACAAACAACCAAGAUUCUGACGACUGUAAUAUAUAUACCAAAACUAAGGAACAGAAAAGUAACUCUUUAUCCAGCGAUCAAGUUUUAAGGGAUUUGAACUCACUUAUUCAUUCUGGAACAUUUGAAAUCAGUUUCACUGUGGACACAGAACAACACUUCACAGCUGUAUCUAUGUUAAGCAACAUUGAUCGGUCAAACUCAAAAAGUGUUUCUUCUGUUCAAAAUAUGAAGAUGUUCACAAAGCUGAGUAAAAGUGGAACUUUGAAAUCUAGUGGGCCUUUCUUUAAGCAAGUAUCAGUGGAUGAUUGUGCUAACUUAUGCAUUAAUAAUGAAAUGCUAAAUUGUGAAGCCUUCACUUAUUGUUACCUGAAAGGUAUUUGUUUUUUGAGUGAUAUACACCCAAAUGAUACCAAUGUUCAACCAAUGGAUGCUUGCAAUAUUUUUCAACGGAAUUAUGCUAACAUGUUUGAUCAAAUUCCGGGAAAGACAUUUCCAAUGAAAGGGAAUGUAUUGUCUGUCAUUGUCCAGAGUGCUGAUGUUUGUGCUAAAAGUUGUAUUGAUAAGGGACUCAAAUCAUGCCAAUCGUUUGAAUAUUGUCCCUCUAAAGAAAUGUGUACUUUAAGUUCUCGACAUGUAAUGGAUGUACCUUCAACAGAUAUUAUUACCACAGAGAUUUGCAACUUGUACACUGUUUCUCCUCUUCAACACUUUGUACAUUCAACGACAAAGAUGGAAAAGCUUAACAGUAAUUUAUUGGUAAAAAAUAUAUCUCUAAAAGCAUGUGCAAAGCUAUGUAUGGAAGAUGAAGGAUAUGGUUGUAUCAGCUUUAACUAUUGUCCAGUAACAUCAAUAUGUCAAAUAACAGGAGCUAAUCAAAAGACAAUUAAUAUUGAAGCAAAUAUUGUGGCAAAUUGUUCACAUUAUAUAAGACUUGAUCCACCUUCUCCAGUGGCUUCAAAGAUGAUUGAAAAAAGUGGAAACAAAGGUAAACUUAUUACCCUUGGCUUUGGUACAUUUAUAAUUGGAUGUCUACUAGGAUUAAUCACAAUCUUUUUAAUUCACAAGAAUGCCUGUACUGUAAAAGACGACCCAAUGAAAGUAAAUUUUUAUAAACUGGACAAAAUAUAAAUCAAAAUGUAAAUCAAGUUUGAUCAAAUUACCUAAUAAAGAUUUUUAUACGAUU
Molecule: messenger RNA, 3924 nt
Organism: Octopus bimaculoides (California two-spot octopus)
Lineage: Eukaryota; Metazoa; Mollusca; Cephalopoda; Octopoda; Octopodidae
Source: RefSeq, a predicted model, not a curated record